AUGGAUCCACGUUGCAGAGGGCCAGGACCGGCCAACCUCCCCGUUCGCAAGUUCCCCUUCUUCACACACCUCCCAUCCGACAUCCGCACGCAAAUCUGGUCAGACGCCAUCCUGGAGGAGCUCGGUGCCGGCCUACCUGCGCGCUCAGCCACAACCAGGCCACCAAUACUCAAGAAAGCCACCACCACACCACCGCCCACGCCCAAGCCUGCGCCCAAACCCGGGCCAACCGCGCCAACCGCUCCCAAGCCACUUCCCAGACUGCACAUCAUCCCCUUCCACAAACUCCCCAACGAAGAACCCUUCACCAACACAAACACCUACCUCACAGCACGAUACGGCGCCAACUGGGCCGAGCUUCCUGCUCCUAAUGCUGUCGCGAAUACCGCCGGGUUGGUACACGAGGGCCAUCAGCCACCACAGCUCUCCGUGGAAGCGGUGUGGGCGUGGCAGCGUGCGCGGACCGCCGAGGCGCAGGAGGCCGUCUGGGAACAUGCCCGGUCGCGUAUCGUGCUGAUGCCGCCGGGGCGGGCGCCGGGCACGGGCGCCCAGUUCUCGGGCGGCUGGUGCCGUGGCGAGGUGGCCGGGUCGUGUGCCGAGGCUACUGCGGCUGCGGAUGCGUUGGGUCGGUCGAUGAAUGGUGGUGAUGGUGGUGAUGGUGAGGAUGGUGAGGAUGGUGUGGCGAUGGCGGUGGGCCGGGAGGCGUUGAUUGGCCUGGGUAAGGGCGAUGUCUGCGGCUUUGUCAAUGUCCGCGCGGAUGGCUCGCCCAUCGGCUGGCGGGAUAUGCUAAAGUUCUGGAAGAGGGGUUCGGGCAUAAGAACCCAUACAGAAGAAGUAUGCGGCCAGAACUCCAUUCACGACCACCUAAGUCCAUUUCCUGGAGGAGAGGAAUGGAUCGGGAUUGCGAGGGAGGGAGGGAGGUGUGACGAUGGGAUGUUGGCCGGAGCGAGUGGCUUGAGGGGCCUACUCCCGGCCCUGGCGCAGUGCGAGGUGCUGGUUGGGGUAUGGCAUCCGGCCAUGUGCAGGAACUUUGAAGCGCGGCGCGGGCUGAAUCACAUGAACAACCCGGUCCGAAUAGAACCCCCGACAGAACUAUGUGCUGAGUUCAAACGGGGCCUGGAGAGUCUGCCUGUCCGUUAUCCCCGACUCAAGACCAUCUAUAUUAUUGAUCCGACGCUGAAGCCCAGACCCAAGGAUUCACUCAACGGCCCGUGGAGGCCUCGACCGAAGUUCCGUGGACGCAAUGUUACGUUCUAUUCGGCUUUUUUCCGCUAUUUCAUGUCGGGGACGGAACUGGAAUUCCCGGAUUGGCAUCGUGGCCAAUGGAGGGCUGAGGUGAGAACGAUAUUGAAAGAUGUUACAGUACAGUUGGACCGGAACAGGCAACCCAUCCAUAUGUCUGUUUUGGCCUGUGUGCCGGACGACGAUGAGCAAGAUGAUCCCUGGGGGACAAAUCACGAGUAG
Messenger RNA from Chaetomium globosum CBS 148.51, 1464 nucleotides. RefSeq lists its product as uncharacterized. The transcript is spliced from 2 exons. Lineage: Eukaryota; Fungi; Ascomycota; Sordariomycetes; Sordariales; Chaetomiaceae. The record is from RefSeq and is a predicted model, not a curated record. The coding region runs from base 1 to 1464 and encodes 487 amino acids.